Messenger RNA from Vespa crabro (European hornet), 1280 nucleotides. RefSeq names its product phosphopantothenate--cysteine ligase (gene Ppcs). Gene Ontology annotation, cellular component: nucleus; cytoplasm. Gene Ontology annotation, molecular function: phosphopantothenate--cysteine ligase activity. The coding region runs from base 195 to 1124 and encodes 309 amino acids. The transcript is spliced from 7 exons. Gene Ontology annotation, biological process: coenzyme A biosynthetic process. The record is from RefSeq and is a predicted model, not a curated record. Lineage: Eukaryota; Metazoa; Arthropoda; Insecta; Hymenoptera; Vespidae.
AGUUAACAUUAGAUAAAUUAAAGGUGCAUAUAUCUAUCAUAUUCAAUGUAGUUUCGUCACUAACACAUGAUUGAUAGUAAAGUUAUGAACUGAUGACAUCAUACAUAUGUCUAGUGAUAAAAUUUAGACAUUUUAAGAAAAACAGCCUAAUAUAUAUAUAAAGAUAUUUUUAAGUGAAAAUUUAUCAAAUUACUAUGACUUCGACAUGGGAAGAGUUUUUUGCUAAACAUCCACCACCACAAGAUCUAACUCAAACCGAAAGUCUUUUAAAAAGCUUUACUGACAGACAUUUAAAAGAAAACAAUAAAGUAGUAUUAAUAACGAGUGGCGGUACAAUGAUUCCAUUAGAACAUAACACUGUUAGAUUUGUUGAUAAUUUUAGUGCUGGAUUCAGAGGAUCAGCAUCAGCUGAAUAUUUUUUGGAAAAUGGUUAUGCUGUAAUAUUUAUGUACAGGCUCAAAUCAUUAGAACCAUUUACAAGACAUUUUAUAGGACACAAGAUUUUAGAUAUGCUCAAUAUAACAGAAGACACGGAUAAAUGUAUUGUUACAGUUGCACCUGAACAUACAGAAAAAGUUGCAGUGGUUUUACGAAAAUAUAAAGAAACACUACAACAGAACAAAUUGAUACAAAUUAGUUUUAAUACUUUGACUGAGUAUCUUUGGCUACUUAGAACUGCUUGUCAAGCAUUAUCUUGUUUAAAAGAUAAAGCUCUUUUAUACUUAGCUGCAGCUGUUUCUGAUUUUUAUGUACCAUUUGAUAAAAUGUCAGUACAUAAAAUACCUUCUAAUGGUCCACCAACAAUAUCACUUCAACUAGUACCAAAAAUGUUGAAACCUUUAGUUAAUCUAUGGGUACCACAAGCCUUUGUAAUUUCAUUUAAGUUAGAAACAGAUCAAAAUGUUUUGGUUUCAAAAGCAAGGACUGCUUUGAAUAAGUACAAACACAAUCUUGUAGUUGCUAAUAUGUUACAGACUCGAAAACAACAAGUAAUUAUUGUCAGUAAAGAAAAUGAUUAUGUCUUAUCAUUAACAAAUGAACAAAUGGAGAAAGGUGAAGAAAUUGAAAAAUUCAUAGUUGCUGACAUAAUUCUAAAGCAUAAGAAUUUUUCAAGGGUCAGAUAAUGUAUCCUAUUACUCAAGGUAUAGGUAUAUUUUUAUAACAUGAUUUUUUAAAUAAACAUUACUAUUUUUUUAUUGUAUUAAUAUCGUUAAUAAGAAUAUUAUUAGUAAAUAUUAGUUGUUUAUUGCACAACUAGGGAAAAAUAUAAUUGGAUACAG